Molecule: messenger RNA, 1544 nt
Organism: Lotus japonicus
Lineage: Eukaryota; Viridiplantae; Streptophyta; Magnoliopsida; Fabales; Fabaceae
Product: probable 6-phosphogluconolactonase 2
Exons: 4
Coding region: 179-982 (267 amino acids)
Biological process (GO): pentose-phosphate shunt; carbohydrate metabolic process
Molecular function (GO): 6-phosphogluconolactonase activity
Source: RefSeq, a predicted model, not a curated record
UAAUUAACUAUAGACAAUCCAAAUCCUGACACAUUUUUUCUUUUAUAUAAAUAAAACUUGGUGUUCAUAUCAUUAUACCAUACCAUACCAUACCCAUCUUCAACAUUCAUCAGCUUCUUCUUCUUCUUCUCUGUGCCACCUCUCUUCUUCUUCCCUAGCUAUCGGACUCGUCCAAACCAUGGCUCUUUCGGAUGGUGAUAAUAAGAUUAGACGUGAGUUGAGGAUUCAUGAACGUUUGGAUGACCUGAGGGCUGAUUUGGCAGACUAUAUUGCUGAAAUAUCGGACGCGUCCGUGCAGGCGCGGGGAGUCUUUUCCAUUGCUAUAUCUGGUGGUUCUCUCAUUGGCUUAUUGGGAAAACUCUUGGAAGCUCCUUAUAAUAAGAUAAUGGACUGGUCCAAGUGGUAUGUCUUCUGGGCUGAUGAACGUGUUGUCGCGAAAGACCAUGCUGAUAGCAAUUAUAAGCUUGCUAGAGAUGGACUUUUGUCUAAGGUGCCUGUCAUCUCCAGUCACGUGAAUUCUAUUAAUGAUUCCGUAUCAGCAGAAGAAGCUGCAGAUGAUUAUGAGUUUGUCAUCCGACAAUUAGUGAAAACCCGUGUUGUCAGCGUGUCUGAGGUCAGUGACUGCCCAAAGUUUGAUCUCAUUCUGCUUGGAUUGGGUCCAGAUGGCCAUGUUGCCUCUUUAUUUCCCAAUCACUCAGCACUCAAUGAAAGGGAAGUAUGGGUAACUUUCGUUACUGACUCUCCCAAACCCCCACCUGAGAGAAUCACAUUUACCUUGCCUGUUAUCAAUUCUGCAUCCAAUGUAGCCGUGGUCGUCACAGGCGACAGCAAAGCAGAAGCUGUACACUUGGCAAUAGAUGAUGUUGGACCUGACUACCCAGUAAUACCAGCAAAAAUGGUCCAACCAGCUACUGGGAAGUUGGUGUGGUUUUUGGAUAACCUGGCUGCCUCAAAACUUGAUGAUUCCAGUUUAAUCAAAUAAUAUGAAGUCCCUUGCUGAGGUGUUUGUAUGUAGUGCUGUUAAGGGAUUUGACAAGUGUUGAUCCUGAUCCUGGUAUUUCUUUUCUCUUGGAUAGGAAGUCUUUGUUUUGCCCCUUUUUUCCCUCUCUUGGGAGGUUGUUUGGGAGAAGUAUGGUAUAGUUUUUGCAAGCAGGCAAUAAAAGAUGAGAGCAUCAUAAAAACUUCUUUCUUUCCUUUCCAAUUCCUCAUUGGGUUAUUGGUUAUGGUGGUACUGAUGGUCUCUCCUGUUUGCAAUUUAGAAAGGGAAAUUCAGGUUCAUGUAAUUCCAAGAGUUCACUUUUAUUCACCCUCCCAAUCUCUUGUUUAGCUAUUUUUGUUUAAAUUUCCAGUGUAGUCUGUACCUGAUGUAAAAUUUUAAAUAUUGGGUUGGGAGGUGUUGAUUGAUUAAAUUUGAGGAAUCUUUUGCCCCUUGGGAGAAGAUGUCAUGUGGCAUCAAGUUUUCCCCCCUUUAAGCAUUUGAAGCUAUUGAUAGAUGCAACAUGCCCCAUCAAGAAUGAGAAAAGACACUUGAAAAGAUUUUACCA